Molecule: messenger RNA, 1217 nt
Organism: Cuculus canorus (common cuckoo)
Lineage: Eukaryota; Metazoa; Chordata; Aves; Cuculiformes; Cuculidae
Gene: MRPS7
Product: mitochondrial ribosomal protein S7
Exons: 5
Coding region: 74-775 (233 amino acids)
Biological process (GO): translation; ribosomal small subunit assembly
Cellular component (GO): ribosome
Molecular function (GO): structural constituent of ribosome; rRNA binding; mRNA binding
Source: RefSeq, a predicted model, not a curated record
GCCCCCUCGCGCUACACCCAAUCAGAGACGGGAUCCGCCAUAGCCCCGCCCCCUCUCCCCCCGCGCAGGGAAGAUGGCGGCGCCCAGCGCGGCGGGGCUGGCGCGGCGGCUGCGGGCCUGGCUGCCCCGACUGACCCCGGUGCGAUGGAGUCGCUACGGCCCCAGCUACCUGGAGCCAGACGUGAGCAAGGAGCUGUACCAGAAGCCGCUGGAGGAGCUCUCCGAGGAGGAGAAGGAGAAACUGAAGCUUCGGGCUGUUCACCCCAUCAAAGCUGCGCCUCCCUCCGUGUCCACCUCCGUGUUCAGCGACCCGAUGAUCAGUAAAUUCACCAACAUGAUGAUGAAGAAUGGAAACAAAGUGCUGGCCAGAAGCCUCAUGUCUCAGACGCUUGAGGCCAUUAAGAGGAAGCAGCUGGAGAAGUACCACAAAGCUCCAGAGGGUGAGAAGGAGACAAUCGAGUGCAACCCUUACGUCAUUUUCCACCAGGCUCUGAAGAACUGCCAGCCCAUCAUCGGGCUCAGCAGCAUCACCAGGGGCGGCAAAACCUACCAGGUCCCGGUCCCACUGAAUGACAGUCGGAAGCGCUUCCUGGCCAUGAAAUGGUUGAUCACCGAGUGCAGGGAGAACAAGCACCGUCGGACGUUGAUGCCUGAGAAGCUCUCCCAGGAGCUGCUCCAGGCCUUCAACAACGAAGGGCCCAUCAUCAAGAAGAAGCACGUGCUGCACAAGAUGGCAGAGGCCAACCGUGCCUACGCCCACUUCCGCUGGUGGUAAGGACGGCACGGGCCACGCUGCCAGCACGGCCCGCAAGAGGGGACAGCCCUCCCAGGCAGCUCCUGAACUCAGCCAGGGACAGCCCGUCCCAUCCCGCAGAGCCCAUUUCUGUUGGGUUUGGAUGGGCAAAGGGGGAAUCGGAAUCACUGAGCCCUGCACAGACACACUGGUUGUUUCAGAAUCACUUUCCUGUGAAGAGAAGCCUUAGAUGUUUUUCUUAGAGCAAUGUUGUACAGAAUAACCUUCCACUUGCCUGUUCAUGGGGACUUCUAAGUCUCCACUCCUGUACUCAGUAAUGUUUCUGGCCACACGGCACAGAGCGGCGCUGGAUUAUUUCCCCACACCAUAACCAGCUUUAGCGUGAUUGGACGAAAGGCAAUAGAAGCCCCCUUUUGAUUUUAGUUCUGUCGGCAGCAGCAUUGUCUGCAUGGAUUCAAUGGGA